GGGUUCUUGUUUUUUUUUCCCGAAUUCAAGCUGUGUGUUCUACUGUACUAAAACAAUGAAUAACACCGAUUCAGAAAAGUGUGACUCUGUGGGCAGCUAUAUAAAUAGCACUGCGAGGCUUCAUCUUCAAACGCAGUUCUGAUCAAGCUUGUCUGGAAGCCUAUGCAACAUGGCUUCUUGGUAAUGCUACCGUUUCACUGCGAGCGGAUGAAUUUCUUCAAGGGCUUCUUUGUUACUUUUGCAAUAUUGGGUAUUUUUGUCAUCUCAUCGUGGCAGAUCACUAAUACAACAUUCUUGCAGUUUGUGGUGGACUUCCUUUAUUUUAAAGGGCGUUUUUUUUUUUUUUAUUAAUCCUGAUGUUUGUGUGUGUGUAUUUUGUUUGUUUUAUUUUAGGGUUUUGAUUUCACAGGGUGGCAGUGAUCAAUUUCAUUCCCAUCUCUUUGGAAGCCUAACUGGAAAGACAAGUAUUUCGAGAGGGAUCUGUGCUGGUGAGAAGCGAUGGGCCCCUCAGAGCCACCGAACAACUCCCACGUGCUUUUCGACCGCUUCGUUGAGGCGCAGCGCUGCAAGGAUGUCCUGCAGACCUUCGCGGAGCUCUGCCGUCACCUGGACGUGGACCCACGCGACUACAGGCAUUUCUACACGAAGAUGAAGGAGCGCCUCAACUACUGGAAGGCCAAGACGCUGUGGACCAAACUGGACAAGAGAGCUGCUCACCCUGACUACAAACAAGGAGAUGCCUGUGCUAACAACAAGUGUUUAGUGCUGGGAGCUGGGCCAUGUGGGCUGCGCACGGCGAUCGAACUGGCCUUCCUGGGCGCGCAGGUGGUCCUGAUUGAGAGGCGGGACACCUUCUCCCGAAACAAUGUCCUGCACCUCUGGCCGUACACGAUCACUGACCUGCGGAACCUGGCAGCCAAGAAGUUCUACGGAAAGUUCUGCUGCGGCACCCUCGACCACAUCAGUAUUCGGCAGUUGCAGCUCGUCCUGCUCAAGGUUGCCCUGAUCCUUGGGGUGGAGGUGCACACAGGGGUAGACUACAAGGGGCUCAUUGAGCCGACCCGGGACAGCCAGGGGACGGAAGAGUCAGGCUGGAGAGCAAAUUUGCUCCCCGAGUCUCACCCAGCCGGGCAAUAUCACUUUGACGUUCUUCUGUCAGCAGGUGGAGGUCGAUUCGUACCAGAAGGAUUCAAGAGGAAAGAACUGCGAGGGAAGCUGGCUAUCGGAAUCACAGCAAACUUCAUCAACCGGCACACGGCCGAAGAGGGACGAGUGUCUGAGAUCAGCGGCGUGGCCAGGAUCUACAACCAGAAGUUCUUCCAGAGACUCCACGAUGAGACAGGCAUUGACCUGGAGAACAUUGUGUACUACAAGGACGACACCCAUUACUUUGUCAUGACCGCGAAAAAAAAAAGCCUCCUGAAGAACGGUGUAAUUAAACAGGAUCACGGAGACGCAGAGAAGCUCCUCUCCCCUCAGAAUGUGGACUCCGAGGCUCUGCGGCGGUAUGCUUACGAGGCUGCGCAGUUCUCCACAGCCAGGCAGCUCCCGGGGCUGGAGUUCGCGCUGAACCACAACAAGCAGGCCGACGUGGCCAUGUUCGACUUCACCUGUAUGUACCGCGCCGAGGCCGCCUCGCUGGUGAGGGAGAGAUGCGGCAAGAGGCUGCUGGUGGGGCUGGUCGGGGACUGCCUGGUGGAGCCCUUCUGGCCCUUGGGGACAGGGAUUGCUCGGGGAUUUCUGGGUGCCUUUGACGCGGCCUGGAUGGUGCGGCGCUGGGGUCAGGGAGCCUCCCCCCUGGACAUCAUGGCCGAACGGGAAAGUAUCUACCAACUCCUGUCUCAGACGACCCCAGAGAACACCAGCAAAAACUACAGUGCUUACAGCAUAGACCCCUCCACACGCUACCCAAACAUCAACUUGGGGUCCAUCAAACCUCACCAGGUGAGUCACCUGUACAACGUGGAGGACAGCCUGGACGUGGGCAGGGACAGCAAGAAGCAGAAAGAGAAACUCCUUCCCUCCCGACAGGACUCCUUGGGAGGGUGUGAGGAGCUCCUCAGCUGGUGCCAGCGGCACACAGCGGGGUACAGAAACGUGAAGGUGACUGACCUGACUCACUCCUGGAAGAGCGGGCUGGCUCUGUGUGCCCUCAUUCACCACUUCAGACCCAACCUCAUUGACUUUUCCUCCCUGGACAAGGAUGCUGCAGCCCGCAAUAACCAGACAGCAUUCGACGUGGCUGAGCGUGAGUUUGGCAUCACGCCCAUCAUGGCGGGCAGCGACAUGGCGGCCCAGAGCCAGCCAGACAGACUAGCCAUGCUGCUCUACCUGACCCAGUUCUACCAGAUCUUCCGCGAAGCGACGCCACCUGCAGGGCCCGAGGAUGUGGUCUGCAGCAGCAAGCCUUUGAGUCUAUCGAGUGCCAAGUCCGCCGUCGUCUUCCUGAGCAAACUCAAACACAACUCGCUGCAAAGACGGAAGGAGAAACUCGCAUCUAAACGUGAGGAAAAGAGGACAAAGAAGGAAGUUAAAGAUGUAGCUUUGGCUUUAGAGUCUGCAGGGACAGAGCUAAAGCACACACCUGCAACCCAGCCUGUGGAACUCUUUGACACCCGGAGUGCUGAGGUGGAAUCAUCGACCCAGCGCGAUGAUCAGCUAGCUCCUCUGGGAAGUCCUGGUGGCAGUGACGUGUGUUAUUUCUGCGGGCGGCGUGUCUACGUGCUGGAGAGGGUCAGCACUGAGGGCAAGUUCUUCCACCGAAGCUGCUUCAAGUGCCAGCAGUGCAGAGCCACCCUGCGAGUGGGCAGCUACGCUUUCGACAGCAAGAGAGGCCAAUUCUUCUGUCUGAUUCACUCGGACUGGCAGGCUGAAGGCAUCCAGGGAAAGACACCAGAGGCUUUAGUAAAUCCGGACCCCUCUUCAAACUUGCCUGCUGAAGAUCAUCCACCUGCUGUCGGCCCACUUUCUGUUGAACAGCAUGCUACUCUGGCAGAAGACUGGUCUGUGCAAGAGCCGUGUGGUCCUGUUUCAGGCUCAGUUAAGCCAACGCAGGAUUCUUCAGAACAAUGCUUGAGGGAUGACUGUAACCCCAGUGAAUGCCCUGUGCCAGCUGUGCGGACAUCCCGCUUCAAACCAAACAUUCCCCUUGUGGUCUGUAGCCCUGAAGAUCUAGACUCGGUGGAUGGAGAUGCAACCUUUUGCAAAGACAACCUUGAUUCUGCAGCUCCUCCUAGACCUAAACCGAAGCCAAAGCCACGGGUCAAAAAAAGAAACACUGCACCCACUGUGACUGUAGACCAGAGCGAGGAACGAGAUGUGGGGGCGCUGGAGGAGAAGACUGUGAGUACAGAAGAAUCCAGUGACGGCAACCAGGGCGUCGGAGACCAACUGACGACAAAUGGAACUACUGCUGCUGUUCAGACUGAAGAUCCAAGUACCACAGGACCACCUUCUUCUGAAAGCCCGGUUUCCAGAACAAUCGCUUUUCCUAAAGACUGCCAGAAGAGGUUCCCGCUAAAGAAACUGACGCUGUCGGAAAGCGAGAAACAAAAACUUGUCAAGCUUAGCCUCGAUUCCGACUCCGACUUGGACCGAGACCCUGGAAAUCAACAAAAACCUCCGCCCUUGGCGGAGCAACCCAAGGUGACACCAGCCUUGCUGAACCCAGACGGGCAAGCAGACAAGGGGUCGUCUUGGGGAGGGCAAGGAGGUAGCAUCAGGGUGCAGAAUAACAGGAGGUCCUUCAGGAGAAAGGAGGACCCCACCACGCAUCCCCCAACUCAGCACGCUAGCAAGCCAAAGUCCAAGUUCUCACCCUGGAACCUCUCGUCUCCUCGACUAGGGAGGGGACCGAAAGACGCAGAUUCCCGGGAGUCUGAAUUCAGACAAUCAAAGGAGGAGGAGGAGGAGGAGGAGGAGGAGGGGGACGACGACGACGGGGACGACGACGACGAGGAAGUCUUUGAUAAUGAUGAUAUUGAUUUGGAUCUCUUCAAUGAGAAGUUUCAGACCAUGCCCUCCGAUCACAAGGAAGCCCAAAGGCUGGAGCUGCUGAAGAUGAGAACCAUGGAGAGAAGAGCCAAGCAGUGUGAAAUACAGCGCUUCCACAAAGCACAGUCGAUACAGCGGCGCCUGGAGGAGAUUGAGGUGAAGUUCAAAGAGCUGGAGGAGAAGGGGGUUGACCUGGAAAGGGCGCUGCGCAAGGAGGCUGAGUCAGACGACUCCCCACGGCUCAUUCAACAGUGGAUCCAGCUGGUCCACGAGAAGAAUGACCUGAUGUCGGAGGAGUCAGACCUCAUGGUUGCGUCCCGUCACCUGGAGCUGGAGGACAAGCAAGGGAGGCUGGAGCAGGAGUAUCGGAAAUACAUCGACAUGGAAGACUCGAUGAAGACGGACCAGCACCGGGCGGAGGAGGAGAGGGUGCUGGUGGAAUUGCUGGAGGUUGUGGACAUGAGGGAUUCGCUGGUCGUGUUUCUGGAGGACCAGAGACUCAAGGAGAUCAAUGACCAAGGACUACCUGUGCUGGACCCCAAGAGACCAAAAACAGGGGGAGGGCAGGUCCACUGGGCAUAACGGGAGCAACACUCAAAUAAACACAAGUGCCAGCUAUACACGACCACACUAAGACAGUAAGCACAGACUGCCUGAGCCAGAGCCCAGGAAACCACUGUUUUAACACAAGUCCGUUUCACACAGACCUAGUAUAUGCACUGUUAACGCUUGAACCCGUUCAGCUACACAAUGGCCAGCUGGCUGUAUAGGAUCCCAGGUUGAACUGGAGUAACACAGAGAUCAGCCAGAACAAUACGCACUGAAUGGCACACUGCUGUGCACUGGGUGUUCAGCUAAGACAUCUGACCAUGUACCUAAGCAGGGACUGGGUGCAGGGAGUGUGGGCUGGAACCCAAUCUACCCACAAGAGGGUGGUGGUGACAAUGGAACUGAAGCUUGCCAUGCUGCACAGUCCAUAUUUCUAUUUCAAACACACUGGAUUUUUGUCACCUUAUACCGAAUGUUUGUUUUGAAAAUAUCAGCUCUAGCUGUAAAAUGUUAUCAGUAUAAAUAAAAAAUUAAAUGCCAUAUUGCAGUUUCCCUUUGGUAUUUCUGUUUUGCACGUGAAUGAUCGAAGGAAUGCAUUUUCUUUAGUAUAUAUUUUUUUUUCUUUUGCUAUAAAGCACAUAUUUUUAUCUUUUAAAUUCUUAUAUAUGCAAAUUACAUUUCUGGAAUUGUAAACUGGACCAGAGAUAUUCAUCCCUGCAUUGUAAUGCAGAAUGGCACAAUAGUCUGCAGUUCAGAAGCCACCAGUAGGUGUUGCUAUUUUGUCAAGUUUGAAAAUUGUUUGUGAAUGACUGGUCAGUAAUCUGUCCGGUAUUUAAAUAUAAGUGUUUUUUGCAUACGUUCUUUUUUGUAAAUGAGAAUCUAAAAUAAAUAUUAAAACAUAUGCACCGUGCCCAUGUGUAUUUUUUUUUCUGCACCUCGAGGUAUGUGAUACUUAUAAGAAAUACAAUCAGAACUCAGCGACAAUGAGUGAAGCUUAGACUGUUAACCUUGUCUCGACAGCAGAGCGCUUGAACCACAGCAGUGCCAAAGAGAGAAGCAGCUUUGAUGCGCAUUGCAACGUGUGAGAGACAGCUGAUAAAACUUGGGGCCUAUGCAAAGGCAGAUGUUUGCUCAUUCUUCUGGAUCUUCUCUGUUCGGAUGUUCAUAAUGUUGUCUCAGGAAUGCAAACCGUUGUGGAAACACACACUGGUCAUAUUCCACGGCUAUACUAGAUUAGACAGGCAUUGCAAACACCGCCCUCCUUUUCCCUCGGGGCUGCAAUCCUUCCAAAUCCGUCAAUUUCUUUUCAAGGUAAAAUGCUAUUGCCUAAAGCCUUUGUACUCUUGAAACGCGUGUCAGGUAAAUAAUGACUAAUUUGGCAAACGCAGCCUUUAAAUUUCUAAAUCCUCCUUGUCAAGCGAAACCACGACAGGGAAGAGUGUCGUCACUUUGUGUUACACUUUACCCACUGUACUGCGAAUGGGUAACACAAUACCGUCUUCAGCCAACAGCAAUGGCAUACCUGUCAAGUCCUGUCAUACCUUUGCAAGAGAAAUCUCACAGUAAGAAAAACGCCAGGGACCCGUUUAAUCUAGGAACCCCCCUCUCUCUAUUUAUUUGUCCUACCUGUUAGAUCGGUUCCCUCACAUGCCAUCUGGUGGCCGGUCUAUUCCCCGUCCCUACUUGCUUGACUAGCGAGAGAGUGGCAGCUGUUGUUAUGAUCCCAAUGCAAUCUUGAGAGAUUGCAAGUCUGUCACUUGGGCACAUAACAACACGCACCACAGAAACACAACCACGAUUCAGCCUCACUGCUCUACGCUAAAGGGCUCUUAUGCUGUAUUUCUAGUUUAGUUUC
Molecule: messenger RNA, 6397 nt
Organism: Polyodon spathula (Mississippi paddlefish)
Lineage: Eukaryota; Metazoa; Chordata; Actinopteri; Acipenseriformes; Polyodontidae
Product: F-actin-monooxygenase mical1-like
Exons: 25
Coding region: 499-4575 (1358 amino acids)
Molecular function (GO): protein binding; FAD binding
Source: RefSeq, a predicted model, not a curated record